Molecule: messenger RNA, 1776 nt
Organism: Sinocyclocheilus rhinocerous
Lineage: Eukaryota; Metazoa; Chordata; Actinopteri; Cypriniformes; Cyprinidae
Product: forkhead box protein P3-like
Exons: 13
Coding region: 464-1732 (422 amino acids)
Biological process (GO): regulation of transcription by RNA polymerase II
Cellular component (GO): nucleus
Molecular function (GO): RNA polymerase II cis-regulatory region sequence-specific DNA binding; DNA-binding transcription repressor activity, RNA polymerase II-specific
Source: RefSeq, a predicted model, not a curated record
CUGGGAGGUUUUAGGAUUCCUCUCAGCUCUGUUGUGUCCGCUGUGGUGGUCUGGACUGUGUCGUCCUCAUAUGUCUGUAAGAGAUUUACCGAGUAAUUCCUGCCAGAGUUGUUUGCCCAAAACUCUCCAUCUGGCGUCUCAUAGCGCACAACAAAAUCAAUCCGCGCUCCGUUGAACAGGUACGGUGAAGCUUAGGCCAGUUUCACGGAGAAGUUGUCCGUUUCGCCUUCGUUGGAGCCCUGGACGUACUCGGCUGGGUAAUCAAAGUGAUUGAUCCAACCAUCCAUCGUGGACCGGGCAUAGACUGAUUUGUGAAAAGAAAUGUUGAGCACACGAAUAAGCACCUCGAAUGACAGAGGCUCGUCUGGCACAGAUGUCACGCUCUCCACUUCCAGCUUGUUGACGUGGACAGCGAGCAGGAGCUCCGUUCCGGUGAGCGGCUGGAACUCCGGCCACACGCGGAAUGUUUCAAAAUGGUGCUGGAACAGACAGAGGUGGAGAUAACCGGAGUAGUCACCAAAAUCAGUACCAAGAGGAAGACAGCUCUACCUUUUACAGUGUACAGAUGAAGGCCAGAGGAAUCAGUUCAUCUCUGAUCUCAGCUAAACCCAUAGCUAGCAAGGUAUCUGUUGACUUGGACAGUGAUUUCAGAGGUUCUGGCUCAUCUCACAUUCAAAAUUCCACUCUAAAACAGCAGAGUGCCAGUGAAAAUACAAGCAAAUAUUUUCGACAGGACAGACCAUCAGUACUACGCAAAGGCAACCAGCCAUUCCCACAAGCAUUUGGUGUUCAUGACUGGGUUGUGGACACUGUGUGUAAGACAGAACCUGGCAGUGACCUGUCAGACCCUGUGCCACUUUACAACAGCCAGUCUGAAAGCAGACUCAGUGCCUCUAUGUCAAGCCCUCAACCUGGCAGCACAGAGCAUACUGGGAAACAUGCAUAUAGUGUUCCAGGUGGCUUUCUGUGUGUUAAAGGACAAUGCAGAUGGCCUGGGUGCUCAAAGAGCAGAGAAGUGUUCAAAGAAUAUGGACAUUUCUUAAAACACCUUUCUACUGACCAUGCUCCUGGGGACAGAAGUAUAGCCCAGCUGAGGAUGCAGAAAGACAAAGUACAAUACAUGGAGAAUCAGUUGACUGCAGAGAGACAGAAACUGCAGGCUAUGCAGCUACACCUGUUUGAUGUCAAAUCUACCUCUGAGGAUGGUAAUGGGGUGGAGAACCCGGGACAUCUGUCAGGACUCCUGCAGCCUGCAGCAUUUCAGAACGCAAAUGGUGUUUAUGACAGUGAGAGAGCAGCAGCUGAAGCGUUAACACAAGGAUUCUGGCAGAUCUCUACCUCACAAGUUAUACCAGGGAUUAUCCCCAGUUUUGAGUAUUAUAAGUUCACAAACAUUAGGCCACCUUUCACCUAUGCCUCCAUGAUACGAUGGGCGAUCCUGGAGUCCCCUGAGAAGCAGCUUACUCUGAAUGAAAUCUAUCAUUGGUUUACCCGCAUGUUUUUCUACUUUCGUCACAACACUGCCACAUGGAAGAAUGCUGUUCGGCAUAACCUCAGUCUUCAUAAGUGCUUUGUGCGCGUUGAAGGCAGGAAAGGUUCUGUUUGGACUGUGGAUGAAGAGGAAUUUCUAAGAAGAAAAGGACAAAAGUUUCACAGGGACCAGGAUAUGGGCUGGAUGACACCUUUUCACCUGUUUCCUGUGACUCCACAAAGUGAAACUUAUCAGAAGUAAGGCUCAAAUGGACUCUCAUUAAGAGAUUGCAACAACAUUUCAAC